This is a messenger RNA of Vitis riparia (riverbank grape), 1022 nucleotides long. RefSeq names its product TPR and ankyrin repeat-containing protein 1-like. NCBI's taxonomy places the organism in Eukaryota, Viridiplantae, Streptophyta, Magnoliopsida, Vitales, Vitaceae. The coding region runs from base 133 to 906 and encodes 257 amino acids. The transcript is spliced from 3 exons. The record is from RefSeq and is a predicted model, not a curated record.
AUAUACUUUAUAUUUUUACUCCUAUGACUAGUUCUUUGACUUCUUAUUGUUUUCAUUUUGUAGGAUGUCUUGUUGUGUAACUUCUUUGGGUCAUGCCCUUUCAAACACCAUUGGAGAGUCUUAUAUCAGUUUAUGAAUAAGAUUAAUUUGGUUGAUUCUAAAUCCCUUAUAUCUUUUCCAAGUUUUGAUGAGGCAAAACACAAUGUCUUGUGCUCUGAGCUGAAGCAACUAUAUGUGCCUAUAACUCGUACACGGCAAAGGUUAUGGAUCUGUGAUAUUAUAGAUGAAGUUUCCAAACCAAUGUUGGAAUACUGGGAAAAGUUGUCCCUCAUUCAGGUCAGAUGUCUGCAUGAUUUACUUGCUCAGGGAAUGCAAGUUGCAAGCAGACGAGAUGAGUGGAGGUCACAGGGUUUCAAGCUCUUCUAUGAACAUAACUAUGAAAUGGCAAGACUCUGCUUUGAAAAAGCAGGGGACAUGUACAAUGAAAAGUUUGCUAGGGCUGCUAGUCUUCAAGCAUUGGCUAAUAGUAUAUCCAGUUCAAGUCCUCAAAUGGCCAAAAAUUACCUUAGUGAGGCUGCUGAUAUGUUUGAAGGCAUUGGCAAGGCUGAAUAUGCUGCCAAGUGUUUUUUUGAAAUGAGGAGUUACGAAAGAGCAGGGAGAAUUUAUAUGGAAAAAUGUGGGGAACCUAUGCUGGAUAAAGCCGGGGAAUGUUUUUCUCUGGCAAGAUGCUACAAGAGUGCAGCUGAGGCCUAUGCUAAAGGAAACUAUUUCUCAGAGUGUUUGGCUGUAUGCAUUAAAGGAAGACUCUUCUACAUGGUUUGCAGGUCAUCCAGCAGUGGAAACAAAACAGUAAGGGUGCUAUUAAAGAAAGUGGUGAAAUACACAGAAUUGAACAGAAUUUGUUAGAAGGAUGUGCCCGUCACUGUCAUGACCUUAAAGAUCUCACAGGCAUGAUGAAGUAUGUUAGAGCUUUCCAUUCCUUUGAGUCGAUUCGCACUUUCUUGAGGGACUUAUGUUGUCUC